Molecule: messenger RNA, 1185 nt
Organism: Capsicum annuum
Lineage: Eukaryota; Viridiplantae; Streptophyta; Magnoliopsida; Solanales; Solanaceae
Product: serine/threonine-protein kinase BLUS1-like
Exons: 2
Coding region: 1-1185 (394 amino acids)
Biological process (GO): protein phosphorylation
Molecular function (GO): ATP binding; protein kinase activity; protein serine/threonine kinase activator activity
Source: RefSeq, a predicted model, not a curated record
AUGGGCUCACAGGGCAUAAUAGCUUACCGUCCGGCGAUCGGACUAACCAUAACCGAUCCCAACACUAAAACUACAUACAUUCUCCAAAAAGUAAUCGGUAACUCCGGUUAUGAUUUCGUCUACAAAGCCUGUUACUACAAUCCCAAUUACUCAAUCAACGGUAGUCUCCUUCCUUCCGGUUACGUCUCUGUAAAACACCUCAAUCAUAGUAAAGAAACCACGCGUAGCAAAGCACAAGAACGGCUAAAUGAUCAGAAUGAAAACAUUCUUCACGUAGACGUUUGGUACGUUCGUAAAUUCCAAAAGGGAUUUCUUUCUGCAUUGCCUUAUAUGUCUGAAGGAUCGUUGCGGUAUAUGCUAUCCACUCGAUUUCAUUACGGUUUACCUGAGGAUUGUAUUGCUAUUGCUCUUAAAGAAGCGCUUUACGGUUUGUUUGAUAUUCAUGAUUCGGGUCGGGUUCAUAAGUCGUUUAGUGCUGAGGAUAUUUUUGUGAAUUAUAAGUCGAGGCCAGUUUCGACGGUUGAAAUCAAGUUGGCCUAUGCUGCAACGACUUAUGAAUCGAAUCUUGAAACUCCUAUUUUUGUCAAUGAAGCUGUAAAUCCGAGAUUCGAACGUGGUGAACCUUCGGUUCCACCACUAUCGAUAAUAUCAGAAUGGGGUUCUGCACCUGAAGUAUACUAUACGAGAUAUGAUGAUUCUGAUUCGGAUGAUGAUAAUCGAAAUCCAGCUUAUAGAAGACAAGAAGAUGAGAGUUGCUACUCUGGUAAAUCCGACAUCUGGCUAGUGGGAAUAGCUGCAUUGGAAUUGGCAUAUGGAAAUAUACGAGUCAGCCAUCGUUCAGAAUUUGAGUCUAUGAUCAAGAAGAUAAGGAGGGCAAAAAAACUGCCAGGAAAGUUGGAGGAUCUGCUGGGGGAGAUUAAUGCUGAAGAGGUAGGUGGGAAAAUGAAGAAAGCUAUGGGUUAUGUUAAGGACAAGAUGAAAUCAGUGAAAAAGCAAAGGGACAGGGUGUUUACUAAAGGUUUUGAGGAGUUGGUUAUGGACUGUCUUUCGACAAAAGAAUCAAAGAGGCCAGCAGUUCAGGAGCUAUUGCAGAGGCCUUUUUUUCAGAAUGCUAAGGACUUGAAGUGGUUUCAACGUCGUGUGUUAAAUGCCAAGAAUCCAAUGCCAAAUGCUGAUAAUGAUUGA